UUGAAAAUAAUAUUCUUUCUUUCUUUCUUUCUUUCUUUCUUUCUUUCUUUCUUUCUUCUUCUCUGUCCAAUGUUUCUUUCUUUCCUUUUCUCUGUCCAAUGUUUCUUUCUUUUUUUUCUUUUUCUACUUCACUUUCCAAUCCAUCUUUUCUUUCUUUCUUUCUUUUUCUUUCUUUCUUUCUUUCUUUCUUUCUUUCUUUCUUUCUUUCUUCUUUCUUUCUUGCAAUGUUUCUUUCUUUCCUUUUUUCUUUCUUUCAUUCUUUCUGAAUUCAUCUUUCUUUCUUUCUUUCUUUCUUUCUUUCUUUCUUUCUUUCUUUCUUUCUUUCUUUCUACUUCUCUGUCCAAUGUUUCUUUCUUUCCUUUUCUACUUCACUUUCCAAUCCAUCUUUCUUUCUUUCUUUUUUCUUUCUUUCUUUCUACUUCUCUGUCCAAUUCUGUUAAUAUCUAUCUAGCUGUUAAUAUCUAUCUAUCUAUCUAUCUAUCUAUCUAUCUAUCUAUCUCAGUCUUCUGUUCAUUAUUUUUCUUUCAUUCUUUCUUUCUUUCUUUCUUUCUUUCUUUCUUUCUAUCUAUCUAUCUAUCUAUCUAUCUAUCUAUCUAUCUAAUUCUUCCUUUCGGUUUUCUUUUUCUUUGUAAUAUCUUUUCUUUCUUUUUUCUAUUUCUUUCUUUCUUUCUUUCUUUCUUUCUUUCUUUCUUUCUUUCUUUCUUUUUUGUAUUCGGAGUUUUUACUUUCACCGUCAGUUGCUCUUUCUUUCUUCAUCUCCCGUUUUCUAUUCUUUCUUUCUUUCUUUCUUUCUUUCUUUCUUUCUUUCUUUCUUUCUUUCUACAAUCUUUCGCCAGCUUUCCUUUCCUCUUUCCAUAUUCCUGCUUUCCUUUGAACACCGGCCUCACUCCACCAACUUCUAUCUCUUCGCCAUCUUUCUUUCUUUCAACACCCUUAUUCAUUCGUUUCCAUCUUUACUUCAUCCUUUAUCAUGUAGAAUAUCCUUCUCCUUUCUUACCGUUCCUUUUUCCUCCCAGUUCCACGAAAACAUUUUUCUCAAACGAAGCGAGACGGAACGAAACCACCCUUUCCCCUCAACGAUUCGCAUUUUACAGACAACACUUCGCUUCCUGUCACCCAACCUUUUCAACUAUCUUAAUUCACCAGAUUUUCCAAUUGCUGUUCACUGCGCGAAUCGUGUCUUCUCUUAUCUCUUACCGACUGUUAUGGUUUUUCCUUCUAUGUAAAACCGUCACACUCUUUCUUUCUUUCUUUCUUUCUUUCUUUCUUUCUUUCUUUCUUUCUUUAACUGGCUAA
This is a messenger RNA of Acanthosepion pharaonis, 1296 nucleotides long. NCBI's taxonomy places the organism in Eukaryota, Metazoa, Mollusca, Cephalopoda, Sepiida, Sepiidae. The record is from the annotation of a GenBank genome assembly.